This is a messenger RNA of Macrosteles quadrilineatus (aster leafhopper), 1093 nucleotides long. RefSeq lists its product as uncharacterized. Lineage: Eukaryota; Metazoa; Arthropoda; Insecta; Hemiptera; Cicadellidae. The transcript has 2 exons. The coding region runs from base 283 to 1080 and encodes 265 amino acids. The record is from RefSeq and is a predicted model, not a curated record.
ACGUAACGUGUAAACCGGUCGUCGUUACGUUUUGUUGGAGUUGGAGUGAGGUUGGAGUUGGAAGGUUGGUGGAAAUUGGAAAUCUCCAGUCUCCAGUCUCCAUACCAAUUUUGUAGAUCGUAGCGACAAAACGUUGCGUGUAACGGCGAAUAAGUCCAUUGCUAUGUACUGUACUGUGUAGUACUGUUGUUUAACCGCUGUAUAUUUUGACUGUGUAGAGGAGUUUUAGCUUAACUGUUUUCGUUUUGUGUUGUGUGUCAGUUAAAACAUUUAUUUGUCACUAUGUCAGACAUACGCCAAGCCUCUCGUGACUUUUUCAUAGAAUUCAUUGAACUAUACAAGAGUUUCCCUUGUUUAUGGCAAAUCAAACAUAAAGACUAUUCUGACAGGAACAAGAAAGACCUGGCCUAUGUAGAAUUGAUCAAAAAAUAUAGAGAAGUCGACCCUGCUGCAGACAGGGCAAUUGUUGUAAAAAAAAUUAACUCGUUUAGAACAGUGUACAAAAAGGAAGUGGGGAAAAUUAACAGAUCCCUCAAAUCUGGAGCAGGUGCUGAUGAAGUAUACAAACCUAAAUUAUGGUAUUUUGAACUUCUUCAUUUUUUGAAUUAUAUUGAACCAUCAAGGAAGUCCACAAGCACAAGCACAAUCGAUGAAUCUGAUGAAGAAACUAUGAUUGAGGUGCAGAACGAUGAACUUGAAGAUCAGGCGAGUCUGAAUGUUAGUGAGAGGUCUGAAACCCAUCUAACAGGUACCACACAGUGUGUGACUCCAUCAAUACCAAGCACAUCGUUGAGUCGACCUAAUAAAAGGAAACUACAUGUGGUUGAGACUGCGAUGCUAGAAACAAUGAAAAGGGUUGGAGAUAAACUUAAUUCAGUGAAAGAAAGUGACCCACAUGACAUUUUCGGCAAACAUGUAGCCGACAGACUGCGCAACCUCAAACCUCAUCAACUGAAAUUUGCUCAAAAAUUAAUUUCAGAUGUUCUGUUUGAGGCAGACAUGGAAUCGUUAAACAGAUUUUGUAGGAUUACCGGCACUGUGGAUCCAGUACCACAAUACAGCGGUCAUACUACUUCAUAGAAAGAAAUAAAAG